AUGUGUCAUUAUUGUUGCUAUUUAGCACAUGUUAAAUCAUCAUCAUUAUCAUCAAAAAUUCAUAAUAAUAAUCAAUCUUCAUUAUAUUAUCAAAAACGAUGUCGUGCACAAUCCUACAAUUUAACCAUUCCGUUAUAUCUUGUUAGUUUAACAUUAUUUUUUGUAAUGCUCAACAUUACUCUUGUUCUUUCACAAUCAUCACAAGUACAACAACAACGAGAUCAAUCAUCAAAUAAAAUUCUUCAAGAAAAUUCUCGAGAUACUUGGGGUGUUAAUUCUGUUAAUGAUGAAGAUCAACAACAAUCAAAAUAUCAGCCAUAUGUUUCAAUAACAACAACAACACUAUCACCAUCAUCAAACCUUACAAAUGGAACAAAAACAAAACGAUUAACAUAUGAAAAACGUCUUAUACGUGAUUUACUUGCGAAUUAUCCAACAAUCUAUGCACGUCCAAUACGGAAUGUAUCUGAAUCAUUAAUUGUUUCAUUUGGUUUAACACUGACACAAUUAUUUGAUCUUGGUUCAACUGGUCAAAAAAUGCAAACAAAUACAUGGAAAACAUUCGGUUGGCAAGAUAUGAAUUUAAUUUGGAAACCUGAAGAAUAUGGUGGAUUAAAAACUGUCUGUUUACCAGCAGAACAAAUUUGGACACCGGAUGUUGUCUUAGAUAACUACGCUGAUGAACGUUUAAAAGAUUGGCGUGAAAUUUCUGCUGUUAUACAACAUACAGGUGAUAUCUUAUAUGUACCAGCAACAAUGCAAUUUAGUGUUUGUUUUCUUGAUAUAACUAAUUUCCCUUAUGAUAUGCAUGAAUGUCCAUUAACAUAUCGUUCAUGGACAUAUGAUCUAUCAAAAUUAGAACUUGUAUUUAAAGAUAAUCUUGAAGGUAUAGAUAUGACAGCAUAUGUUAAUUCAAAUGAAUGGCGAGUAAUGCCACUUGAUGCAAAAAAAUCGGUUAAUAAUGAUACAUUUUCAUUAUUAACAUUUACAAUGAUUAUUCAACGAAAAGGUGGUCUUUAUGGUUAUAUUUUGAUAUUACCUUGUUUACUUUUAUCUGCAGCUACGAUGGUCGUUUUUUGGAUUCCACCGGAAUCACCAGCAAAAAUGAUAUUAACGAUAUCAAUUUUUUCCGGUCUUUUUCUCUUAUUGCUCCUGCUGGCUGAAUCUAUACCAGGUGGUGGUGGUACUCCUCAAAUUGGUUAUUAUUAUUGUAUGAAUAUGGUUGUUGUUUCUGUCACCGCUGUUCUUGCUACUAUAGUCAUACAUAUAUACAUUCGAGGUGAUCGACGUCAAGGUGUUCCUCCAUACAUACGUCGUCUUUUUCUUCAAACACUUGCUCGAAUUUAUUGUAUGGCUCCUAAGAAACCACCUAAUCCACCUGGUACUAUUUCAUCUCGGUAUGGUCCACCAUCACCUGGUGCUCUUCUAUUACCAGAGCAAAUAUUUUUAACACCACAUUAUCAUGAAGAAGAAUUUUCGAAAAAAUUAAAAUUACUUAAACAACGUUUUCAAGAAUUUCAUCGACAACAACAGCAACAACAACAGAAACAUAAUUCGCCUGGUAGUAGUGGUAUGACAAAUGAAACUAUCGCAGCAUUAAGUGUUAAUUUACGUUCAAUUGAAAAUGAUUUAAAAGAAAUUCGAGAUUAUUUAAGACAUAUGACAAAAAAAGUCGAAGAUAAUGCUCGAUCAAGUAAAACAGCUGAUGAAUGGAAACAAGUUGCACUUGUACUUGAUCGAACAUUUUUUCUGGCUUAUUGUUUUUGGCUUGUUCUUUCUCUUGUUAUUAUGUUUCCAAAGACACCCGGUCUACCAAAACUUUGGGUUGCACCAACUAUAUCACCAUUUACUAAUACUACUAUCGAUAUAACUAAUAUAACAUUAAUUUAA
This is a messenger RNA of Adineta steineri, 1890 nucleotides long. Lineage: Eukaryota; Metazoa; Rotifera; Eurotatoria; Adinetida; Adinetidae. The record is from the annotation of a GenBank genome assembly.